Messenger RNA from Leguminivora glycinivorella, 799 nucleotides. It is a transcript of the gene Naa80, whose product is annotated as N-alpha-acetyltransferase 80. Gene Ontology annotation, cellular component: cytoplasm. Bases 143 to 754 code for a protein of 203 amino acids. The record is from RefSeq and is a predicted model, not a curated record. Gene Ontology annotation, biological process: protein acetylation. Lineage: Eukaryota; Metazoa; Arthropoda; Insecta; Lepidoptera; Tortricidae. The transcript is spliced from 2 exons. Gene Ontology annotation, molecular function: N-acetyltransferase activity; acetyl-CoA binding.
AGUUCCAAGUUAGUUCGGUCUUCAACGCGCGCAGGCCAGGUCACGCACCAAUAUUUUAUUUUUUAUAAAUACACGUACCUCAGUUCUAGUGCUAAAAUGUGAUUUAAAAGCUGCCAAAUUUUCUCAUUUAGGUAUAAAAAUUAUGGAACCAGAUUCAAUGGAAGUUUUGCUUAUCCAUCAUCACCCGGAAUUUUUGAAAGCAACCUGCGACUUGAUCAACGAUGAAUGGCCAAGAAGUGAGACUGUCAGAAUGAUGUCGCUGCAAGCUUCCUGCGAUUGCCUCCCUACGAACUUUAUUUUAGUCAAGGAUAGGAAACAAGUAUUAGGGCACUGCAAACUAACACCUAUACCCAGUAUUCCAGAAAGUUGUUUUAUAGAAACUGUAGUCAUAAGUAAAGCGAUGCGCGGAAAGAGAUUAGGUACUUAUUUAAUGCGAUACGUCGAGGAUUACUGUAGAGAUGUUCUGAAGUUGAAAAUGGCGCAUCUAUCAACGAAGGGACAAGAGAAAUUCUACGCCACGUUAGAUUAUGAGAUUUGCGCUCCAGUAUCCAUUUAUGGUGUGUUUACGCCAGCCAAUGUUAAAUUGAAUCCUAGUAGCCAUAAGAAAGUAAAUUCAGUGCCAGAGCAAGGUCGCGCGCUGCCCGGAGUCGCGCCGCCGCCGCCCCCACCGAUGCCAACCUACGAAAGUGCUUGGAACAAUAACAAUACUAGUAAAGUAAAAACUAGUAAAACAUACAUGUUUAAGUAUUUGUAGUAUUACAUUUUGUACGAUUUAUUAUCUUGUUAAAAUAAAACUGAA